CAACUUCCGUUUCCGUGCAGACCGCAAGGAGCAAAAAUACCAUGGCGAAGGCCGCGGAUAAGAGCGGCAGCAGCGGAAAGAAAGGGCUGAAGCGGAAAGCCGCUACUGAAGAACCUCAGGAGGCUGCAGUCGCUGAGGAUGGGACGACGGAAAGCGGAGUCCAACCCCCGAAGGCGGCUGCCUUUCCCCCAGGCUUCAGCAUCUCGGAGAUUAAGAACAGACAACGGCGACACUUAAUGUUCACGCGGUGGAAACAGCAGCAGCGGAAGGAAAAGUUGGCAGCUAAGAAAAAACUUAAAAAAGAGAGAGAGGCUCUUGGUGAUAAGGCUCCACCAAAGCCUAUACCCAAGACCAUAGACAACCAGCGAGUGUAUGAUGAAACCACAGUAGACCCUAAUGAUGAAGAGGUUGCUUAUGAUGAAUCUACAGAUGAAUUUGCUUCUUACUUCAACAAACAAACUUCUCCCAAGAUUCUCAUCACUACAUCAGAUAGACCUCAUGGGAGAACAGUACGACUCUGUGAACAGCUCUCCACAGUUAUACCAAACUCACAUGUUUAUUACAGAAGAGGACUGGCUCUGAAAAAAAUUAUUCCACAGUGCAUCUCAAGAGAUUUCACAGACCUGAUUGUUAUUAAUGAAGAUCGUAAAAUACCAAAUGGAUUAAUUCUGAGUCACUUGCCAAAUGGCCCAACUGCUCAUUUUAAAAUGAGCAGUGUUCGUCUGCGUAAAGAAAUUAAGAGAAGAGGCAAGGAACCCACAGAACACAUUCCUGAAAUAAUUUUGAACAAUUUUACAACACGACUGGGUCAUUCUGUUGGACGUAUGUUUGCAUCUCUCUUUCCCCAUAAUCCUCAAUUUAUUGGAAGGCAAGUUGCCACAUUCCACAAUCAGCGGGACUAUAUCUUCUUCAGAUUCCACAGAUACAUAUUCAAGAGUGAAAAGAAAGUGGGAAUUCAGGAACUUGGACCACGUUUUACCUUAAAAUUACGAUCUCUUCAGAAAGGAACCUUUGAUUCUAAAUAUGGAGAAUAUGAAUGGGUCCAUAAGCCCCGGGAAAUGGAUACAAAUAGAAGAAAAUUCCACUUAUAAAGUACUGAGGGGACAGUAUUGGAUUGUGCUGAAUAGGCCUACCUUGAAUUUAUGAAAGAAGACCCUUUUCAAAAUGGCAUUUACUGAUUUCAUAAGCCGUCUUUCAUGUCUGGACAAAGUACCAAGUGCCAUGAACUGCCACUCACUAUUUAUGUAGCAAAUAAAAGGUCAUUUUGGUAAGAGUCUGUAAGUUCAAUUUAAGUUUCCUAAAACUUAUUUCUCUUAUUUUUAGGUAAUUGUGAAUAGUUUAAAUUGGAAUCAAGAUUCAAACUAA
This is a messenger RNA of Hippopotamus amphibius kiboko, 1365 nucleotides long. RefSeq names its product ribosome production factor 1 homolog (gene RPF1). Gene Ontology annotation, cellular component: preribosome, large subunit precursor; nucleolus. The coding region runs from base 42 to 1091 and encodes 349 amino acids. Gene Ontology annotation, biological process: maturation of 5.8S rRNA; maturation of LSU-rRNA. The transcript is spliced from 9 exons. The record is from RefSeq and is a predicted model, not a curated record. NCBI's taxonomy places the organism in Eukaryota, Metazoa, Chordata, Mammalia, Artiodactyla, Hippopotamidae. Gene Ontology annotation, molecular function: rRNA primary transcript binding.